Molecule: messenger RNA, 417 nt
Organism: Orbilia oligospora ATCC 24927
Lineage: Eukaryota; Fungi; Ascomycota; Orbiliomycetes; Orbiliales; Orbiliaceae
Exons: 3
Coding region: 1-417 (138 amino acids)
Source: RefSeq, a predicted model, not a curated record
AUGGCCCGCACCGCCCUAAUCAUAGCGCUCUCCACAGCGCCCAUCCUAACCCUCGCCUCCUUCUUCAAAUCGAAGCCAAAACCACCUCCCACAUUCCUAUCAAAACUCCUACCGAUCAUAGCAACAUUAAUAAUCUUAGUCGUCAUCGCCGUGGUAUUAUACCUCGUCUGGAAGACAGCGGUUUCCGUGGGGAGUGACGUUCAAAGCAGGCUUGAUAGCGGAGGGGUUAAACUUAGCAAAAGUGGAGCGGAUGUGGAGUUGAAGGGGCUGAGUUAUGAGAAGUAUAGGGAUUUGACACAGCAGGUUGUGGUUUCGGCGUGGAAUACUUCGGAGACGAAGGAUUUUAAUAAUAGGUUUUUUACACCGAGGAACAAAGGGCAUAAUCAGAAGAAGCCGGUUCCUCAAACCGUAGAUUGA